AUGGAGGAUUUCAUUGAGACGCAAACUCACUUAAGGAUGGAAUCUAUGAUGGAACGCUUUGUGGCUACACAAACUCUUCAGAAUGAAGAAUUUAGGAAACAAAGUCUCUAUACCAAUGAAACCCUUACGCAACUGAACAAUGUGGUCGAGUCCCUCGUCACUCACAACGAGACAUUGGAGACUCAAAUCUUCCUUCUUGCGCAGACACCUCUAGGACCUUUCCCUGAGAAACAUGCGGAUAUGGUAACAACCACCAGUGAAAGAUUUAUCGAAAAUCCUAAGGAUAGUGACAAUGAGGAGGGUUCAGGUGAGAAAAAAGUAGAGAUUGAGAAAGUUCCACAAACACCACCCGAAAGGGAGGUUGUCAAAAAGGUAGAGAAGGAAGAGCUAUGUGUUGUCCCUUCUCCCUAUAAAUCACCAAUUCCUUUCCCGCGAAGGUCUGUGGAAGUUAAGGUAGACCCCAAAUCCGAAAGAAAUGAGGAGCUAUCAGAAAAUAUCCACACCAAUGCACCUUUAUUUGCCACCCUGACCAAGAAGAGAAAAUUUGAAGCCCAUGAAAUUAGGGAACUAAUUAGUAUAAAAAGGGGCAAACCAGACUUUGAGGUGGUGUUUUCAAAAUUGAACCUAAACCUGAAAAGCUAG
Lathyrus oleraceus (garden pea) is the source of this 642-nucleotide messenger RNA. RefSeq lists its product as uncharacterized. Lineage: Eukaryota; Viridiplantae; Streptophyta; Magnoliopsida; Fabales; Fabaceae. The coding region runs from base 1 to 642 and encodes 213 amino acids. The record is from RefSeq and is a predicted model, not a curated record. The transcript has a single exon.